Messenger RNA from Balearica regulorum gibbericeps (East African grey crowned-crane), 5824 nucleotides. NCBI's taxonomy places the organism in Eukaryota, Metazoa, Chordata, Aves, Gruiformes, Gruidae. The record is from RefSeq and is a predicted model, not a curated record.
CAAACUUCUGAAGAGAAAGAAGUCUGAAACAGGGCUGCAGGGCGUGACUGGAGAAUGGUUUGAAGAAAUACAAAGAAAAAAAUUUCAGAAUUGCGUUGAUGUCAAUGGAAUGCUAAAAAUACCAUUAGAGCAUCAGCUAAGGAAGAGCAAAACCACCAAUUAUAAAGAACUAAAAAUGUCAUCCCGCACAAAUCCUCAAGCACAAAAGAACACUUCAGCUUCCUUUCUGGGGUUCAGAUCACCUUUUGCUUGGCUUUUCUCCUUUAGAAAAUCAAGGAAAAACCAGACUCAGAAGCAACCACGAUAUGAUAGUUCUGCUAGCACAUCUCUGAAAGUGGCAGAAAUGGCAACGGCUGAAAUGUGUAAUUCCCCAAUGUCAACUGAAACAAGUGGUCAUUCUUUUGAUGCAAACCAAGAUGAAAUGAUGGAGAAAAGUACACAGGAAUGGAAUGAACAGCUAGAGAAGGAGUUUUUCAGUGUUCUAAAUGAUCUGGAUGACCAGCUGGCCCAGGAACAAGCCCAAGAUCCAUUGGACAGGACAGCUUCUACUAUCACUACAUCAAAUGUGCAAUACAGUAGUGCAUUCCCUACUUCAAAGAGGCAGACUGCUAGUAGAGGGCAACACAGAACUGACUGGAGUGACACGCCUAGCACAUUUUUCCCAGAUGGACUGAGAACAAUCAGAGCCAAAGAUGAACACAAGAUUUUCAUCAGACCAAGGAAAUUAUACAAUGCAUAUAUAAACUGGCACCAGGCAGCCUUUCAAGAAGAUUACAAAUACAGUGAUCCAGUUGAUGGAAAUCCUCACGGACUAAGCAGCAGACUGUCUUCCGUUUCUUUUGGACGGUCUUCAGAAGGUAGCUUAUAUCCUCCUUCUGUAACACAGAACAGUGGAUUUAGGCACAAGAGUUGUAUGAACAGGGAAACAGCUGGCAGAAGUUACUCUGUGUGUUCCCUUCGGAGAUGUCCAUCAUCAGUAUCUUCUGACCAGCUAUCAGCAUCUAGUUUACAACAUACAUUGUCAAGGGAGAGCAACAAUGGUUUUGUACCAAGGUUUGGUCGACAGAACCCAAAGAGAAUUCCUCUGUCUUCUAUUGUAUGGAACAACACACCAGACUCUCCUGGACAAACACCAACUCAAGAAAAAAUGUUUAGAACCCAAUCACUAAUGGAGUUUCAUGCUACAGACCAUGGUAGAUAUCCUAGCUCUUUGCAGGAAACCAAGAAAUAUGCAUGCUACCACUCAAAACACCACUACAGAAGAUCUAUUUCAAGUAGUAAUUGCUUUAGUGGAGUUAGUUGCCCUGACAAAGCUACUUCCCCAUUGCCCUUUGAUAACUGGGAAAAUUAUCCAUUAUACAAAUCAGAAAAUAAUCUCUCUAGAUCCUACUGUAGAGAUACUUCUUCUCAUGGCAAAUUGUAUGCAAACCAGAAACAGUUUCUGUAUGGAAAAAAAGACAGCUAUCCUUCUUGGGCUGAUAUUCCUCAGUACUACAACGAUAAAGUGUUUAUUUCCCCUGAUGCCAGCUUUGAAGUGAUCAUGGCUAAUUUAAAUGACCAGCAGUGGGCACAUACAAAGAACGCCAAGUUUGGUUCACAGCACCUGCAGAACGAUUUUCAUGUGUAUUCUCCAGAAAAUACAAAUAUCAAAAGGAUAACAAGAAGUGCAAAUAGAACUUUUUCAGAAUUCAUUGAGGGCUGUCAGCCUUGGCUAAGUUGUAACUCUUCAGUCUCUUCAUCUAGUAUCAGAACUGAUGAGUCCAUCUUUCCUAAUUUGAAGGACCAAACCAAACCUAUAGGACUGAACAAGAAUUCAGUCAUCGUUACCCAAAGAAGUACUAAGGCAGACUUUACACAACUAGAAAAAGUCAAAGAUAUGAAACUGCCUGAUGAAGACGUGCCAUUACAGUCAGUUUCUCAACAGGCAGAUAUGAACUAUAUCAAUGCCCAGAGUUUUUCCUCUAACAGCCCUGCUUCUGCCAUGUUGCAAAGUGAUGCAUCUCUCUUUAGCACACUUGGAUCAAAGAGACAAACCCAAGUUACUGCCAGAGAAGAUAUUGCAAAAAUGUAUACAUCAAAUGGUGAUAAAAGAAAUGUACAAAUGAAGGAAAACAAUUGCCUCCCCAACAGUGUGUUCAACCAGCCUCCCUGUAUUUUGCCAGCUGAUGAGAGCAGGAAGGAACCUUUUCUUUCAAAUCAGAAAGAAUGGGAACAUAAUCUGCAUUAUGCAGCAAAAAGAGAGAGCAUCAAACAGGAUAAUCGGAGUGCAGAAGCCGGUACUCAAGCUACGCCAAAGAGACAGUCUUCACUGCUGAAUGUUGCUUCUGCUCCAUCCACUGAAAAAUUAGCAAACUGCCAAGGCACAUUGUCCUGUCCUCCUGAAUGUUCAUCUAGCUCCUCACAAAGCUCUCUGCAAGCACUUUCUCAUAAAGACAGUUCUAAACGUUUAGGAACGUUAACUAGCUCUUCAGUAAAUUGCACUGAAUCUCAAGCAGAAGGUGGAAAAACAGCUCCAGCAAGCAGAAUAGGUGUUACCAAAAAGAUUUCACAGAAAGCAUUACAAAAUACAAGCACUUUAGUUACUAAGGACUGUAAUGGACAAAUCACUACUAGCUCUCCAGAAAAUGGAAAUUCUGGAAAUAUUUAUAUGCAUAGCUUUGACGGAGGCCCCAAGACCUCUGAACAUAGUUUAAGUUAUUUUUGCCUAGAAAAAGAAAAUGGAAAAAUAAGGAAUAAUUCAGCUUGUAUUGAAAGACUUCACAAGCAAGACAGCUUGCUGAGACAUACCAGUAGCUGCAGCAUUACUGGCUCCCCUAGCAGAAACAGCCUCAAAUCUCCUGACCCACUUGUUAUUUAUUACACUUUGCCUAGAAAAUCAGCUAGCAUUGCUGGUAGUAUUAUGUCAGAUACACCCAUCUCUUUACCUAGAGAAAGUAGAACAACAUAUGAUUGCUUAAGGUCUGAAACUCCGUAUAGAGCUGAUGCCUUUUGUUCUAAUCAAAGAGAUACGUCUUGUUUAGAUGCAAAACAUUCCUUUUUAACAUCAGCAUCAUUAAAUGCUGCUACAAGUAACAAAGAAAAAGAUUACCCCAGUCCUUUAACCAAAAGUCCUAAUGAUUCAGUAAGUAGUAGUACAUCAGUUGAACUGACAGAUAGAGGUAAACAUCUAAGCAGAAGAGAAUCCUCUGUGUUUUCAGAUUGUAAGGAGAGGGGAAAUUUUUUGCAGAAAUAUAAAACUACAAGCACAUUUACAGUUUGUGUUGAUGAAGAUCAUGUCAAGUAUCAUGAACUAGUUUCAAUUUAUUACACAUUACCACGGAGGCAUUCAAGAACAUUUUGUAACCUCUUCAGAGAUAAUCCAGAGGAUGCAGAUUUACCUUGUCCCAAAGAUAACAUUCAGUCACCAAGAAUACGAAGCAAGAAAAACGAAGGUCAUGUGAGUUUAGCAAAUGUUUUUUUCCCCAGUACUUUGGAAAAAGAGGUGCCUUCAUAUUCUUCUGACCAAGUAUCUUCAGCUCUGGUCACACCUCAGAACUUAGGAACUGCUGUUGAUAGUGAAGAAGAGAAUUCCCACUUACCUCCUACCUCUGAGAAGAUACGUACUUCAAAGUCAGUGAGUAUGGUACAUAGCAGGAAAAAUAGUUCAGCAGAUCUUUCAUUAGCAGAAAAUGUGCUUUCUGACAUGGUGACAAAAGCAAUUUCUUUUCAUGGUCCACAAUCCACUGCAAUAGUGGCUAAGUCAGGUAAGGUCAUUUCUGAUGCUUCAAGCAGCCAAAAUACAGAAAUACGUCUAAAAGAAAAGAAGGAAAUUUUACAAACAGUCACACCGCUAAAGUCCAAUUUAUCAACUCCUCCCAAGCCAGGCAGACAUUCAGAGAAUCCUUUGUAUUCUACUUCAACAAAUAAAAAUAGUAUACAGAAGGGAAACUCUGAGAACUGCUGUCAGCCCCCUAAAGUGAACACCGAUAAAAAUCCAAACAGUUUACUCCUGCACCCAGGAGAGAAGAGUUCCCUUGGAACAAACAGUAACAGAGAGCAUGCCGAUGUGUCGCUCCCUCCUGUGGAAGACACGUACAGGGAUAGUACCGAAGUUAAACUAAAUUUCCUAUACCAAACCACCCCUCUGUAUAAUAAUAAAUGUAGUGGACUGCAAUUAAGGGCUGACAGUUCAAGAAAAAAUGCAAAUGAUUUAAAAUCUUGUAGCAAAGUGCUUUCAGAGUUGCAGAACAAAGCAUCUGAGGUAAGCACAGCUUCCGGUGCUGAUCCAUUACUUCAGCUAGACGAAGUGGUUAGCACAGAUACAGAUGAGUCAAAGAAUUUAAAACUUAACAAAGAUCAAAACUCACAGAGUACUUGGAUGGGUAGAGAUUAUAGUGGUUUGCAGGAAUCAGAGAGGCACAGUGAAGGCAACCUGAACAUUAACUGUAAAGAUAAAGUCCUCAGGGUUACACAAGAUCAGAAGUUAACACAGAGAGCAGAAGAUGAGGACAAGCUUCUCUCUGACUGCACAAGAGACAAAGUCAAAGAUAUAGAAAAAAGGAAAAACAGACCUUCAAUUAAAAAUAAACUGGCAGCAGUUUACAAAACAAGUCGAAAAUUUUCAAGUAAAAAUUUACCCCCCAGACCGCACAUAAGUAACAUUUUUUCACAGAAUGAUGGAAGUGCCACUUCUUUAGAGGUCGACAUGUCCCUUGACUCAUUGAUUUCAACAGACUCCCAACAGCCAUUCGUGCAGUUGGACAAUGAAAAUCAGAAUCACAGUCCGGACCCUGAUAAGAAUAUGCCGAGACCAAGAACAGCUGAGAAUAAGAUGACUGAAAAUCAGAGUGAUCCUUCUUUGCUGGUUAAUAACAGCAAUUGGUGGUCUUUUACAAGCUCAUACACCCAGAAGGAAGCCAUCAGUCCCAAAAAAACUACAAUGAAAGUGGAAAAUAGGCCAAGUCUUACAACCCUAUUUCCUCAUAAAGCAGUAGCCACAAGAAAUAAGAAUUCCCAAACACUUGAUCUCAGGUUAGAAAACAGAAGCCAGCCCAUCUCUCCCAGUGCUACUGCAUCAGACCUACUGGAUGAUGAGAAAAGAAGAGCUAGCAGUCAUGCCUGCAGUCCUCCCUUGCCACUUUUAACUGACAAAAACUCAAACACAUAUGUAAAUAGCUGCUUGCAGGCAGACAUAUGUCCAGAGCAAAACUUGACUUCUCAGACACUGCUUGGUCAGUGUCAAAAUACCUCUCGGUCUGCUAGCUUAAAAAAUGCUAACUUGCAUAGCUAUCGGUUGUGCAAGAGUCAUGCCAAAAGUCAGCGUGAGCGUCACCUUUCUGAGAGUAUUUGUGCUCGAAAUUCGUAUGAGACCUUUGCCUCAGGAAGCAGUAUUCUGCCAAAAGAUGGCAUACAUGGGAAGAGAUUUAAAUCUUAUUCAGAGCUGUUGUCUUAUGAUGAAAAUGAAAACUGGGCAUCAGACGAUGAAAAAUGUUGCAGCACAAGAAAUCUGAUGUAUCCUUCUGUUGAAUUUGGUAUAUUUGGCAAAGAACAACAGUUGGCUUUCCUGGAAAAUAUCAAGAGGUCGCUCACAGAAGGGCGAUUAUGGAGACCUUGUCUUCUUAAUAACCCCAGUGCUCUCAGAGAUGGAGACCCCCCUUCUAUAAACAGAGCCGAGCUUUUGAGCUCAAGUUCUGCUGGGAGCAAAAUGUCAUCGACUGCUUCAUCCCCCCGAGAGCCGACCGAUAUCUAUCAGGAAGACCCAGCAGCUUACUCGGAUUCAGACAGUGAUACCACCACUGAUGAUGAAUACUACCUAGAUGAGAUAGAUAAAGAAUCGGAGCUAUGA